Messenger RNA from Anopheles funestus (African malaria mosquito), 3655 nucleotides. RefSeq lists its product as uncharacterized. Gene Ontology annotation, molecular function: protein binding. The record is from RefSeq and is a predicted model, not a curated record. NCBI's taxonomy places the organism in Eukaryota, Metazoa, Arthropoda, Insecta, Diptera, Culicidae. Bases 751 to 3447 code for a protein of 898 amino acids. The transcript has 2 exons.
AGGUAAUACAGUUAUUUUUGAAACACACCAGUUGAUAACGUUUGUACUUGACGAUUAAUGUGAUAUGUUUGUGACCUUGGAAUAAGUGUGUAUAUGGAUGGCUAUUUACUGCAAUUUGAUUAUUAAUUUCGAUAUAUUUAAAAUUGUUAUUUUUAGUGCUGCAGCAGGUCAAGAUCUCGAAGCAACUGUAGCGCCGUAUAAGUAAAUACAUGCGCUCACAAGAUGUCUUCCAACUGCCAUUUUAAAUUAGUUCGAAAACUUAACCAUUGUCAAACUUCGACGAUAUUUGACAGAUAGGGUACAUAUACACACGUGCCUGUAUUCUGCAGAACCGUUAUUCAAAAUAUGAAAAAAUUAUUGCAUUUAAAAAUUCAUCGGUUAAUGGAAAUCUGUAGCGUGGAGCUGAACAGAAAUUAAACAAUAACAUUUUGGAAUCGGUAGCAUUUUGACUAAAUUCCAAUAUUUAUCGAUACCUAACAUUUUUAUAAAUUCCUUUAUGAGAGCAAAUUUUCAUUAUGCUCUGUUGGAGUGUAUACUCAACCAAACUUAAGAUUGUUUUGAAAAUCAAAACAAUAAUCGGCUGUCAUGAGUCACUUUUGUGUACCACUUGUCGCAAUGUUACGUACUCAAAACAGCGGGUUUCAUCCAUUUGUGCAAUUAAAUUGUCCUUUAAAUAUAGCUAGAGCUUACGUCAACCUCUACAGUUAACAGUGAAUGUUCCAGUGAACAUGCGGCUGAAAAUCGUUGCAAAUGUAUCCAGCUAAGUUUAUACCGAAUUGCUUCAAAGGCUUUCCAUUGCACCGUGCAGCUGCAAAUGGAUCGUUAGCCGAAUGUGAACAACUAAUACUAUCCGGUGUAACUAAUCAUUACCAACCGACGGAGAAUGGUUGGACAGCACUACACGCAGCGAUCGCAAACAAGGCAGAAAAUGUUGUGGAUCUACUACUUGAUCGCUACGAGCAAGACUUGAUAAUCGUGCAGCAAACGAUCAAACACCAGUUCCUGUGGAAAGUGGAACAAGAGGGAUGGAAAAGUAGACCGAUACUGAUUGCCUGGACAGAAGAGGAAUGCGAAGCGGCACUGACGGUUAUGUCUAGUUGCCCAGCAGCAAUUCCACUCAAUUUGCAAGUUUUUGUGCUUCUAAGAACCCCAAAUCAUGGCCAUCGUUUCAUUGCAUUGGACGUUUGUAAUCGAAACAAAUGGUGCGAUAUAAUGCGGCUUGUCCGUCGAUUGUUACCAAACGGUGUUCUGUCAUUAGAUCGGUGCGAUUUGCGACGAGGUGUUGAGAAUUAUCUGCAGCUUGCCUGUGCCUUAUCGACAAAGGAAAUAAUAAUGAAGCUUAUUAGCCGCGGAGCCUCGCUGACUGUUGCAUCUGGUAUUCAGGGUCGAACACCAUUAAUGGCUGCGGGCGAAAAGAUGCGCAAGGAUGUGAUCGAAUUGCUGACUACCAAAUACGCCGAUCGGUUUGAUCCGUGUGUCUGCGAUCGAAACAAAUACACCGUGCUACACCAAAUGAUUCAGCGACAACAAACACCACUAGUGGAGUAUUUUCUGAACUUUUUACUGGACUAUCGCACAAGAAAGCAGCAUGAAUCGAAAUCGGUGGCAUUGAGCAGAAUAUUCACAUAUGAAAAUGCAGAGAACACACCGCAGCACAUUUGGCACCAAGUACAAUCGGUUCCCAUGAAGAAAAUGUGCGAAAAAUAUAUAAGAGAAUGCCACAUGGAUGUACGGGAACGACUGUAUGGUACAACAACACUUGCUGUUUUAAUUGGCCGUGGCAUAGCAUUGCAAUACUGUUUUGAGCAAAUUGAACAAGACUUGUCCCUUUUACAGCUCCAAGAAAGUGGUGAAAAAUUAAACAUCCUACAUAAUUUGAUUAAGUGCAAACACUUAGCAUUUGUUGAAGCUCUCUAUCGAAAGCAUGGUUCGAUUGUUAGACACAUGUUCGAAGCAUCGAAACCGGAGAACGAUGCCGCUUUCGAUCUUCUUCGUAUAUUGAUGUACAAUGCGGAUGAACAAGGAAUAAAGUUUGUCUUGAAAUAUCAUCGAGAUUUUUACACGAAAGAUAUGACCAAACUUCGGCAAGUCACCGUUAACCAGCACAAUUGUUCUAAUCGAUCGUACAGCACGCUUUUGAAGGUGAUUGCGGAAACAAUACCAGAGCUACGGGAAGACAUCGAAUCAGUCAAACUGAAGAAUGAUACCGGACAAAGAAAUUUUUACGAUGAUCUGCGUAGUCUUCGUGAGCAUUUCGCGAAAACAGUCACCAUACUCGAGGCAAAUGGAAAACGGUUGGAUGAUUAUUUGGAUAGCAAUCGAAAGACAUUUCUUCACGCAGCAGUAUUGUGGAGCGACAAAUCGUUGAUAGAAAAACUACUAGCUCGCAAUAUGGAUGUUAUGAAGUUGGACGACAAAGGGUGCCUGCCGAUACAUUUGGUUUACAGAAGCGAAAGCAUAUUUGAAAUGCUAUUACGUAGAAGCGAUUCGGCACAGCUAUCGUAUGUAAACGAAGCAGGAUAUAACCUGCUGCAUAUAAGCUGCAGAAAUGGGCUUCAUGGUGCGGUCUUAGAACCACUAGUUGACUACGGUAUGGACGUGAACGGUCCGACACCCGAUGGACAGUUACCACUAUCGUUGGCAUCAUGCUGUGCGACGGUAACAUUCUUGCUUGAUCGUGGCGCACGUGUCGAUCUCCUAAAUAGUGAUCUUUUGAGCAGUAACCUGAAUCAUAUGCAUUACUGUGCAGCAAUAGCAUUAAUACCACAAUUGAUUCAUCUGCCAUGGUUUCGCAAGUGUGCCCACAUGUACUUACCAUGGAUGAUAGACAAACAGAGCAGAUAUUUUUUUUCCUGGAGUACUGAAACUUUUUUGAAGACACAACCCGAUAUACGACAAUUAUUGUUCGACAGUUUGUACGAACACUCCAAGACCGAAAUGGCUGAACUGUUUGCAAGGGUUUGCCACAAAGCAAUUCCGAUCUGCGUUCAGUGGUUUUUGGAGUAUGACUACGAUAUUGACUACAAUUAUCGUUUAUGGGACCAUUCUACACCACUUUUGGGGUUACUUAGCUAUGUACAAUGUGAUAUGAAGGAUCAGUUAAGUAUGAUAGAAAAGUUGCUUCAAAAAUCCGUUGAUGUUAAUACUACAACCCAAUUCGGGCAAAACGCACUAAUGAUACUCACAAAUGGAAUCGGGUGGAUGAGACAGUGUUACCAGUUGUCGCUAGAACUGGCAUCGUCGCUGGUGAAGCGUGGAAUUAAGUUAAACGAGCAGGAUGAUCAGGGUAAUACGGCUUUACAUAAUGCGUUUCAACACGAGCAAUGGGGGAUGGUAGAAUUUUUAAUAGAAAAUGGAGCGAACGUGUCCGUUAAGAACAAAUCCAACAAGCUGGCUUGUCAAAUGGGGUUAGAGUUCAAUAGAUAUUUGUAUGGGUUUAUAAAAUAAUCAGAUGACGGCAGAUUAAUUGCCUAGAACAGCAUUUUAUGCAGUAUUUCUUUGGAUCGGCAGGGAUUUAUAAGGAGAAACAAGUCAAUGUGAUUCUUUUAUUCUAUAAAAAUAGAAAGCAUAACAAUUAAAAAAGUGAAAAAUAUGCAUUUAUUUGCGAAAUCCAAAGUCUUGGAAAAUAUAAGCAAAUGUUAUUACAAAGCGCAAA